AUGCUGGUGAUUCGCGAAUCGGACUUUGAGAGUGCACUGUCUCAGCAAGUUCAAAUCCAGACCUCUGCUGCACCAGCUACGCCACCGGCAGCAACUUCUGAGCAAACAACUAACAGCGUUGUCAUUCGAAUAUCGUCGUUUGAUGCAAAUCGGGUAUGUCUCAGAUAUAGACGCAGCAGGGACUACUCGGGUGUGUCUUACACGAGGAGUUAGAAAGGUUAAAAUUAUACACCGACAGAAAAGAUAGUCACUUUACCAGAAAACAGACCCAAAAACCUGAAGGUUUCCCAAAACCAUUCUUUGUUCACCUAAAAAUAAAAUUUUAUUUAAUAAUUAUGCGUUUAUAAUACAGUUACCUAUACUCGAGAAACGGGGCGGAAUUAGCUUGCCAAGCCACCAAAAUCAAUUCACCUCCAACAAUUAUUUGUAUCUCGAAUAAGCCCGCAAAGUUCUCCAAUUUUAAACGUACAAUCGGCGUUGCACUGAAUUGCAUUUUAUCCAGAUCAAAACAAUUUGUGGAAGACAAAUUACACUCAGGAACGUGGGUGAACUCAAAAGUUUGGGCCGCGCCCCUUACUUUCAGUCCCCCCUUAACGGGGGUCGACGUUUUCUUGCUAAAAUAAAACGCCCAAAAUUUUUUUCCAAACCUUUUUUUAGGAUAAUGGGGGUUAAAAAUACGUUCCGCAAUUCCAGCAUUUCCGGUUUCCCUCUGAGGGAAAUUGGGCCCCCUUCCUGGACUUUUCUUUGGAGGGUGUUACAUCCCCCCCCAGUAUGUUCGGCCCUGAUUAAAUUAAGUAUUAACUUGUUAUCUUCUAUAGUGGACAUACUUAAAUGAUCGUCGCUUAAGGAGUUCUAUUGCCAGUCGGGUUGCUACCUACUGUGGUGGUCACCUUAUGGACUGUCAAAUACAAACAGGGUAAACUAUAGCGUCUAUUAUCUACAACGAAUCGAUUUUACCAAUCAACCGAUCUAAAACAUGUAUAAUAUAAAGAGUAGUGUUGUAAAUAAUAAACCAUGAAUAGAUCCUGCCAUGAUUUUAUCUUCGAACAGUUAUGACAACGGCUAGUUUCACUUCAAUGUGCCCUGUUCAUUUUACCAAUCAAUAAAUGUCCUUUCUCAACGCAACACAUUAUUUAUUGAAUACCUAUACUCAGCCCAACCGGCACAUUAUAGGCUUUAUUUUGUAGGAUUAUCCUACAAAAUAAGGAAUUGCUGUCGAGAUUAUAAUCAAAUUUUCCAAAUAAACAAACCAAAAUUAUAAAUUCACAUGAAAUUUUGUGAGACAUUUUCUUUAUCUUAAUUAAAAACAUGUACACAAUUAAAUUAAAACUUUUAUAUCGGUAUUUAUUGGACAAAGAUCUCUUCUUUACUAGAAGUUGUAUGACCUGUAUACUGUAUAGAGUUGCAUAUUCGCGGAAUAACAAAAGCAGCAGCCGCUAGGUCUAACAGUUGAAAAAUUAAUUAGCCUUUUCUUACGCCAUGUGACCAGGCCUUCUCCACCAUGUUUGGUAGCAAACGGCAACAAGUGAAGGAGUGAUUUAGUCUGGCAAGUAGUACUUAUAAACAAUUCGUGCUUGCAUGGAUGACGUGAGAAAGGCUAAUUAUAUUAUUCCGCAGAUUCUAUGUCUAUAGGAAUUAAUUUCAUUCUCAAUAGGAACAUUGCCUUCUAAAUUAUUUUUUUAAUUUUACAGAGGCACAGCAUCAUUCACUGAAGCUAACGUUCAGCGUACUUCGACAGCAACGCCUUCUGAUGCUGGUGGUAACAGUGUAGAUUACAGUUUCUACGUGAAAUACCCCAGUGGAGAAACUCCAAUAAUUCAGUAUAUCUUAGCUUCAGUUGUCAAGAUUGAGUUAAAUGCAAUGCAGUCUGUAUCAACCCUGUUCUUCUCACUGCAAACAUCGUUCCAACCUCCCCCUCCUACUAUGCCAAAUUCAGAUCAAUCAAAUAACACGAUUGGAAUCAAAAUUCGUAAUCAACAGGCGAAUCAGGUAUUCAGAAUAUAUAAUUCAAUUUUAUUAUUGGUCAAUGUCCGUGCAGGAUAAGACAAUCCUAUUAAUGCACGAAAAAAAUAUUUUAAAGCCCUCGCGCGGGAAUUUUAAAUUGUGGGACAAUGAAAACAUUUUAAGGUGUGAAAUUAGCAGUAAUAUUGAACAGACACAAAUUAACAAAAACGUUAAUAAAGUUAUAAAAUAAAGUUAGCUAAGUUACCCGUUUAACAAGAUAGUGUCAUGCAUGCACAUUGUGAUUUCGGAAAGUAUCGCCACAUCCCGCGUUAAUGGAUGGCGCUAUUCUGCAUGGAAAGACAUUUGGUAUAAUUCCUUUAUGAGUAUUAUAGGAAGAAUAUUAAGCUGUUACGUCAUGGUAAUCGUUAUCCUAGAAAAAGAUAGUAUAGGCCCUAGAUUAAAUGUGGUUUUCAUAUAUGUGGGCUUAUAAAUGGGCUUCACAGUUUUAAUCGAUUUACACAGUGUACUCGUUCUCCGUUCAAGCAAACAAGUAAAGCAAGUUGCAUAAAUAAAAAAAGUACUUUCAAAACAGAUGUUUCAAACCAAAAAGUGAUAUAGACUGAUUCGAUGAGAAUAUGACUUUAUCUGUUGUUGUCCCACAUAAAAUAGGCAUGGAGGGUGGAGACAACUAUUGUUGUAAUUUUGAUUUGCUAAGAAUGAAAAAUUUCACAUGCUAAAAGAUUUCUUUAUUUUCCAGUGGCAUGGAAUUCAAGACAACCAGCUGAGAGUUGUGAUAGCCACACAGAUUGCAAGUUAUUGCACAAGUACUCUAGUCACAUGUGGUGUUACAAGGUACUGUAUACGAAUUCAUGUUUAAUGUUUCGGAUAAUGUUUCGGAAGUAACAAAUUACCAUGCCACUAAUUGCCCCAAGGAUUAAUUAUAAUUCAUUAUACCGUAUAUUAUACCAGUUUGUGCAGUCAAGCGCGACUUGUUUUGAUAAACGCCAGUGUUAUUCCGAACAAAAGUGUGCAUUUUAACAACAUAUCUUUACAUUUCGAAUCAAUUCAUCUUCAGCAGUAUAUUUACAAAAUAUGGCGUAUAAUGCUAGCCUUGUUACCUAAUUAAAGAGAGGAAGAGACUAUAUUUAGACCUCUCCAUGCAAUAUGUAGCACAACGACUUACUUGUCCCCCGGCGUUCUCUAGCUCUUGUUUUCUAAAGAAAAGCUGAUAACGGAUGUCGUGUGGCACACGUGAAUGAAAGUAAUCGCGCGUGGAGAACAGGGGCGCGCGGUGGUUAGACUCAGGCACGACAAAAUUGAAUCUAAUAUUAUCCGAUGUACAUAUUAGUUAUUAAGAUCAUCUAAUUUUGUUCUGUUUAGCGAUCAAGUAUCGUUUGAUUCAUCACAUGUUACUCGGAUUGAAAGCUCUCCCGUACAAGAUGGAGAUAAUGUCACUUAUACCUUUUUCGUUAACUAUCCAUCUGGUAAUGGAGCAAUACAGCGCAAUUUGCUUGCAGGAAUUUUAACCGCUCAAACUGGGGCGAUUGAGACAGCUACGAGGUUGGAUAUAUCAGUGGAAACUUCUAUAUUGGCGGCCACAUCACCUGUAGCUAGUUCAGAUCAAAGUUCCAAAGCAAUUAACGUGUCCGCAACCAAUAUCCAAGCAAAUCAGGUAUAAUUUUUGCUGGCAUGGAAAUGUUUUGGAAUUAUUUCUAGGAAUGAAGUAGCUGACUUUUUGUUGAAUUGAUAGAGAUAAAAAAACCAGAUAUAGUGUGACAGUGCAGUGACGUGGAGCAUUUGCAAAAUGCACCACAAAUACUAACGCCCGUAUGAGUGGAAGCUCAAUCUGAGGUUCCUUUGAGUGUAAUUGUUGUUUUUGAACAGCUGGAGGAUUAGUGUAGUACGUUACUAUGUCACUACUCACAAUAAAACCCAGCAUUGACACUUUAAGAGAAGCUCUGAUUGAGCCUCCACUCAUUGAGUGUGAGUGUGAGUGUGAGUUAGCUUUUAGAAUACAGGCGUAGGACAUGAUAUUUUUGAAUUAAUAUCAAAGCUUUUGUUUUGUAUUGUCGUAACUCACUGCGAUGCAUUCCUGCUAUUGAUAUCAACUAAAAUUGUAGAGCUCAUUAGCUUGGUUCAAUUACCAGUAUAAACCUUACUUAGAUUAUGCAUGAUUGAAUAGAUUGAUCAUCUAUGUGUACCUCAAAACCUCUGCUGAAAACAUAUUCAUAAUUUUUUUUCAAUUUCAGUGGUCAGCUGUUCAAGAUAAUAAGUUCCGAGGAUAUGUUGCCCAGGCAAUUGCCGAGUAUUGUCGAGAGAGUGUAUCACAAACUCACGAGUGUGAACUUCCAACGUAUGUUCUUCUAUUUUGUGCUAUUAUAUGUGCAGUUCAAUCUGCAGAAUGCUUGUAGGCACUGCGUUAAGAUGAGCGACUAAUUGGUGUGCGUGUAUGCCAUGCCCUCACGAAAAGCUAUUGAAAUGCGAUACACCAAAUCAACGAUACAGAUAACUGGGACUUGGGACCUAGCACUGCGCAUAAUUUAUGCAAUUUAUCGCAUUUAAACGUUAUAGGAAAUAAUUAGCAAUAAUAACAUGCAUUGGUGUAUAAUUGACGAAUUCGAAUUAUCGCAAAAUGACAAAAGGAUAAAAAUCAAUGACAAUACGUAAACGAAAUAUGAACACGCAACAGCUAGUUAAAAGACGUUUACCUCGGUAUAUGCACGUUCCUGGUUCGGGUUUCGCUGUACUGCAUUUUAGCAUAGUAUAUAGCCCUUACCAAACGCAUGUUGCGCAACAUUUUUGACGUGUACGCAUGCAUGGAGAGAUGCGUGGUAGAUUAAAUCUGAUCAUAGGAACUCCAAGUUUUGACGUUUCGAGCAACGGGCUUUGAAAGUUGCUCAAAAGAUAAUUGAAUAUAUCAUUUCAGAAAUCAAGCAUCAUUUACGACCUCCCACGUGCAACUAGUGCCAGGUUCUCCCAUUCAAGAUGGCGGUGACGUGAACAUACAAUUCUAUGUUGAUUAUCCUGGUGGUGGAACUAUGUCUCAGGCAAUUCUUCUCUUAAUUAUAAAUCAAAAACAGGCUUCCAUUGCAACAAAUACAGGAUUGCAACUCACGCUGGACACGACAAUUGUAAUUCCAAUAGGACUACCACCGAACAAUACUGAUAGCGCUAUCAUUGUUAUAUUGAAAAAUUUCCAAGCAGAUCAGGUUUGUUUUUUCAAGUCCUAUUAAUUACAAGGACAUCGCCAGAAACUGGCAAAAUCGUCCGAUUAGGCUGUUUCAUCAUGCGUAGUCUAUUCUUGUUUAAAUUAGUUUAUGCCCUAGGCCUGAGACCGCGAGUUAAUUACUACAUUAUUUAAAAAUUUACCCAAUGGACUUCGGAUUACAUUGAUCUGAUCAUGCAUAACAAUUGGCUGAAGUAAACGAACACUUAAAUGCCGGUUAAAAUUCGAUUUAUAUAGUUACAUGUGUAGAUUGUACUAAUUUUAUAUUUGCGACUCCUCAGUUGGCGACCGCGCGCCCGAAAUGAAGGGUAAUUAUUGUGAAGUUUUUGCUAAUGUAAUUUAUUUCAGUACAGCGCGAUUAUUAUGAUUUAAAACAGCAUUAUAGAAAGUACACGCUGUGUACUUUAAAUUUUACAUGGAUUUAUCCCCAAUUUAAAAUUUGCAUCAUAAGUAAUAUUUCAAAUCCGAGUUAGUGUUUUAGACGUGGUUUCUAAAUACAAGUGCCAUGAACAAUGGGGAGGCUCAUGCUUCUCACACAUCAUUAGACUUUCAUAGCAAUGAGGCAUGAAAUUAUUAGAUAUUCAAAAAAGUGAGCGUGGGACAUUAACGAAUACAUUCGCUAUUUCGCUUGAAAGUUUGCAUGAAGGUUAACGAAGCAUUCAGUUCGCUUUCGUCGUGAAUAAAUGAAUUUUGUUGGGAAAAGAGCAUGGUAUCUUCUUAUAAUAUAAGAAAAAGCGGUUUCGAGAACCAGAAAGUGUUUAGUACAGCAUUGAAAUGCAAGGAAAGCCACUCGCUGACAAGGGUGGAGAUCCGAAAAAACGAUAUAUCAGAUUGUGUGCGAUAAGGCGCUAUCUGGUGGAAAAUAGAAGAGCCGAAGUGAAUAUAUUAGACGGUAAAUAUUACUGGUAAGUUGCUGUAUUAUUGCUGUAGUGUUUAAAGCGCUGUUUACUAUCGAUAGUUGGUAAAAAAUCGUAAUUUUCCUUUUCGUAUAUUUAUGUAGUUUUUAAAGCGGCAGUGUCACCCGCUGUGCAUCCGUUCUGCGCAUAACAAACCGAUUUUCGGAAUAUGUCGGAAAAGGUCGGAAUCACAACAUUCCGACUAUAAAAAUGUGCAUAUUUUCACAUUUUCAGCGGCGGAAAAGACCAAAUAAUUGCUUCAUUUCAUACAGGUUAACAAUUAUAGUUGUAAAAGUUCAUGUGCCACCAAAAGAAACGAGAACAGUAACCGAGGUUGCCCGCGUAAGGCAAAUAUUAAAGAACGUUGUGUAUUCUGCCAGCUGCAAGUGUGGAGAACUCGCAAAAUUCCUCAGUCUCCUUGCAAAAAUAGGGUACGUGUGCGAAUCAAAUGUACUUGACGGUAUCUUUUACUGUAUUUGUGUUUGCAUAUUAUACCACAUUAUAUUCACUGUUUAUCCUACUUUGUAGAGAACGUUUGCGAAAGUACCAUGUAUUUCCGUGGCCUGACACAGCGUGCAACUGUCAACACUGAGCAAAUGAUGAUAUUAAUACUGUAAGGUUUGUGAAUUUCUAAUACAUCUUAUUAAAUUGUUUAAAACGUUUUUAAAACGAGGUACUGUAUAUUAAACAUGUUUGAAGAUGCGGUGCAGUCCGUAUGUAAACAAAGGCUUUGUUUACAUUUCAGUAUCCAAAAUACUGAAUUUUAUUGGACGACUAUUUAUAUUUUCAUGAUUCUGGAGUAUAAUAAAUUAUCAAGACACAACGAUCAAGCUUUGCAGGAAUAUAAAAUGAAAUAAAAACCUAAAUAAACUGUUUGUAUAAUGAAAAGAGGCCUCCUGUGAGCACAUGCACAGAUCUGAUUGUACUGCAUAUAUGUAUAUAAGUUUUCAUUUUAUCCAAGAACAAUCGUUACCUGGAAUCACAUCCCAUUUAACAAUCUUUGCCAAUCAACCCCAAGUUUCAAAACACUUGCCAUGCCUUCAAUUAAGUUACUUAAUGUAGCUAAUUAGUAUCGUUUUGAAUCGUUUGUAUUGUACUAUAUGUUCGUUUUGUAGUCUUAGAGUUGUUGUCGUUGUUGUUAUUGUCGUUUGUCGCUUUUGCCAUUGUUGUUGUUAAUAACAUAUAACAACAUCAUUCUAUAAUCACCGCCUAAUAUAUGUGUCAUACAGUGAUUAUGAAGACUAAUUUCUUGUAAAUAAAUAUAAAUAUUAUCUAGUUUUUCAGUCCUCCUAGUGUAGUAUAAUACUGUUUUAGGAGUAUUUCAUUAAAGCAUUAAAGCACUGCAUCUUUACUUAAGUUGAAUACUUUGGUUGAAACUGUUGAAUGGUGAUACCAGGGGCAAAACUAGCCCUUUUAAUUUGGGGGGGGGGGUCUGCUAGAAUUGCCCUGCCAAUCCAGAUGAUUUGCCCUGCCAAUCCAGAUGAUUUGAACUUGGGGGGGGGGAUACCCCCCCCCCCUUUAAAGUUGCGUCCCUAGGUGAUACAGUAUAAAGUCUAAUUGGGAAGUGAUGGCACAGACUGAAAUUUGAAACGGGAAAUAAUUUGGCAAAGGCAGAUUGCCAACCUGUCAGGACAUCAUGUCAGGGCGGCAGAUUAACAUGCUGUAGAUCUGUUUGCCGAUGGCAAAUUGUUGCUGAUCUGAUUUUUCCUAUUUCAGAUGGCCUGAAUAUUAGCCAAAUGACACAUAAUUAUAUAUUUAUAUAAGUGAUAUAUCCCAACAUUUUGUAUAAUAGCUAUUUAGUAAAAAAAACUAACGAACCCCUUAACCUUAAGCUAAUUGCAAUGCAUAUGGGGCUUGUGCAUGUGAACAGUGUAUCAGGCGAUUUCUUUGUUCUUACCAAAAGCUUUGCUUUGAGACCAAAGCGAGGCUUUGUGAUGGAAACAAUAGCAUGACGUCAACCUAUACAAGACCAAUUAUCUUGCUUUGAUGCUAGAAAUUGUUAAAGCUGUUGGAUGGUCAUUUCAUUAUUUUAUUAUAAAAUACAUUGUUAAAUUCACAGGCAUUUAUUCAUACACUGGAUGAAGACACAGUGAGAAAACUGGCAAUUAGAAGCCUAAGAAGAGGAAUAAGGAGUACGGAUUAUGUUCACACAUGGGCUCGGCAUGGAUAUUUGGGCAAAGGGAAUCGCAGUGUUUGCCCCUCUUGUGUAGUCUUCAAAAUAAGACUUUUGACUGGAGUUUAUAUAUGUGUUACAGAGAACGAUGAUAUUCAUGAACCUUUGGUAAACUUUCUAAAGCAAAGGGAAUUUGAUUUUAAUCAUUUAUAUUCUAAUUUAUGUAUGUAUAUGGUAAAUAAUAAGGAUUUUUUAUAUAAUAUACAUUAGAAAUUGCAUAAAUUUUGUACAAAAUUGGAAUGUGCCACUGUUACAUCAGUUAUUGCAAAAAUCAGUGUUUUCGUUUUGGCAUGUCCUUUGUUGCUGGUGGUGAUAUAUGUGCAACAAUGGGGAGCAAUGUGGCCUGCGUCGCUUGCAUUUAAGGAAACAUGGUGGGUAAUAUGGCCAUCAUCAUGCAGUCGAUCCGUUGCUCGUUGGAUAACCUUUUAAAUGAGAACUGGAAUGCACUCGAAUCCAUUUUCAACUUUCACAUUUCUCACAUCCCACUGCCUGGUCCUUCUGUUGUUGGAAAGGCUCAUGACUUUGCAGUUGUACAGGUGACUCAACAUGAGAAAGGGUUUUGUCAUCUGACCUUUAUUUUUAAUGGUGUAGAUGUUUGGGGUUCUGAAAGCAGGAAAUAUGAAAUAUUAUACAGCACUAAUACCUGUGGUCAAUGCUGUAAAUUAUAUACAGUAAAUAUAAACCAAUUCUUUUUAUAAUUUUUUAUACAAUUUUUCUUUGUCUAUAUACCUUGCAAAAUCGUAUUUUAAAACUGAAUAUUAAUAUUACUCCCAUUAUAAAGCACAUCCUAUAUAAAAGUGAAUGUCAUCUUCAUACCUUGGCUGAUGUUUGCUUGUUAUUCAAACCAUAUGAGACUCAUUGUGUUGUACUUCCGUUGUCAAGACAGGACUCAGUUGCCACCAGAAUCGAUGUGUUUGAAUUUCGUCGGUGUUUGGCAGUAUUUUUGCAGACACUGAUUCCCCUAAAUACCCAAGCAAAAUAAAUUGCAGAUUAGUUUCGUUUACUCUUCAAAAUAUAUUGAAAAUCAUAUUGUAAACCCACCUGCGGCGAAAUUCCAAUGACAACAGAUGUGCAGCAAAGUUAGUGUCACUUGAAUGUUCAUAUCCAGCCCUUAUUUUGGCCUCUUGCCACGUACUUUAAUAGAUCCUUCUGUGCUCUUUCUCCUAUAAAUUUCUGUACUCGUUUCGGCUCGAAAACACCUUUUUUCGACCAGCGUUUUUCCUUGAAUCCCUGUGCAUGACGCCCUGGGCAGACGCCAUAUUGAAAUUCGAUACACUUGAAAAAGUUGGGUGAACUUUUUCAAGUUGAUCUAUGCGCAGAACGGAUGCGCAGCGGGUGACCUUGCCGCUUUAAGCGUUCAGAAAAAGUGUUAGAUGUAAGGUGUAAAAUUUCUAAAUUACAGCUUACUGUAUUUAGAAAUAAUUCUAAACAUAGCAACUAAAAUAUUUGCAUAAUCGUUUGAUUACCCCUCAAUUUCCCUAUUGUUCAAAGCCCUUCCCACUUGAAGUAAUUAAAGUCCAGGCCUAGACGGGGCAUCCAGAUAGAUUCACGUGAUGUAAAUUACACCAUGUCAUUGGCCGAAAUGCUAUGCAUAUCUAAUGAUGUGUGAGAACGAACAUUCCUUGAUUUGAUCAUUUCUAAAUUUCUUCCAAAUAUAUAAUUUCAUUUUUGCAAGAUUUUGUAAAUUUCAAAAGCUUUUUGAGGAAAAAAAAGGCGAGAGAAUUGCUUAAAGAAGGGAGCAAAGGCGCUGACUUUAACGAAGGUAAGUUUGUUUUAAAUUUUGAUGUAUUGUUUGCUUUAUAAUUGCUUUAAAAGCUGAUCGUUGGCGUUGCGUAUAUUUUUAAAUGAAAACUGAGAAGACAGCAUAUAAUUUCAGUGUUUCUUUAUAAAUUAUUGAUUAUUCUUUUUUAUAAAAUUAAAAUGUUUAAAUAAAAAAGAAAGCAAAGUUAUUUGCAUGCAAGAACUUGAAAUCGUUUUAUUUCAAAUUCAAAGUUUAUCGAUUCAGUAGUAAAGCAGUUUUAUAAAGAACAUUUUAAAACGUUUUACGAAGCGUUUGUGACUUGAAUUUUACCAUAAAUUGAAGGUUAUAUUAUUAUAUUACAUACAAUAACAAUCCUAACAUAUAUAUGUUUGGGAAAUUGAUAAUUUUGUGAUUAAAAGUGAUAUUUUUAGGGGAUUUUUCAUUUGUAAAAUUAUUCUUAAUAAAUUUACCGUGUUACCAUGACAACUACUUUAAAUACUUCGUGUUCGGAAAAUACAAUGGCUUUGUCAGCAAGGUUAGGGUUUCUGCAUGCAUGUAUUUUCUAGUUAAGUUCAACUAUUUCCUGAUUUGUUAUUUAUGUAGUGGUCUCCCCGAGAUGCAGUGUUUCGGCAGAACAUGGCAGAGGAAAUCAGUGCAUUCUGUAACAUGUCAACGUACCAUCGUGAUAUCUGCAACAUUUCGGAGUAAGUCAUGCAUUCGAAAUUCAAGCACCAUAUGAUUGUAAAAAGCAUGAUCGUAUUGCAUGGUAUAUAGAUGGUAGUCUAUGGCAUAGAUUGCUCCAAGUCCCGCUCGAGAUGGCUUAAUUUUUUAUAUGUAUGGUUUAUCUAUAGUCUCUUACAAUUAAGAGACCAGUUUAUAAUUUGGAAAUGUAACUGUUCUCACACGAGAUUUGGAGCAAGUCCAAGGCCAGCAAGGUAGCAUAAUGCCGCCCGGCUACCGCCAUUCUGGAUUUCUUUAACAAACUACAGUACAACAGGGAAGAUUCGCUAUAUUAUUUUAAAUUAAUUACACUAUUUUUAAAUUAUACUUAGAGAUCUGUGACAAUGACAUCUUCAGCAAAUUUCCUAUCAAAACGUUUGCUGAGCACAUAUAGGGACAUUUCCUAAUAAGCAUAUUAUACCAGACAAAUCAAUCAGACAGUUGACUUUGGCCCCAAGUGCAGUUUAUUCGUAGAUUAAACAUUGAUCAUGCAUGUGCAUUUCGUCUUUAGCGCUGACGUGAAUGGUUUUACCUCUGAUCACAUUCGAAGACUUCCGAACUCACCCACGCAAAAUGGAACCGAUUCUAUUCUAUCAUUUUACGCAGUUUUACCAAGUGGUAGUGGUUCAUUACCUAGCACUAUCUUAGCAACCAUAUUUACGUCACAACAAGACAAGAUUUUCUCCGUGAACAGCGAACUUGAAGAUCCAGCAGAUAGUAUAUCAACUCCAGCUCUUACUCCUACCCAAACUCAAAAUAGAGUGGCAAUAACAAUUUUCAACCUCAAAUCUGGAAAGGUGAGUGGGAAACAUAUCUAAAGCGAUGCAAAUUUAGCCAGCUGACCAUUGACUUUCCUUCUUUUCGAGUUGUCAUGUUGAAUUAGUAUAACUAUUUUAAGAUUACACUGCCUGAGGUUGUUUGUUCAGGUUACGUGAAAGCAUUCGUUUAGCUAGGAUGUUUGCAAAUUAAUCCAGAUUAAUAUGAUUUUCUUACACAUUAUUUAUCGCCUAUAAUAUGUUUAUGCGUACGUUUUUUAAAAGAAUAUUAAAAACAAACUAACACAAAAGUGAAGAUCUGUAUUAAUAUACAGUCAAGUUUUACUGGAAAGCUAUAUUUUGUGAUAAUUGACAAGUUUCUUACAAGCCUAUAAUUAGACCUAAGGCUAAAAAAUAAGCACGUGUUUGAAGGUGCACAUGCAUGAAUUUCUAUAUAGCUCUGACUGAACUGGAAUCAAUUGCCGGUUUUGAUCGUACACACUAUCAAUAUAACAAUAUUGGUGUUAUUAUCGAUCUGUAGCUUAUCUAUUUGGUGACUGUAUGAUUUAAUCAAUCUAAAAUGAUUGUCAUGAUUUCGAUAGUGAAUAUACUUAGUAAUAAAUAAUUCUCGACAUAGGAAGAAUGAGCUGCAACAUUGACUGGGAAUUUUGGUCAAUUUUUGUUUUAACAUUUUGCCUUCAAUUAUUUUCCAGGUUAAUACGUUGGUAGUUGUCGAUAUUAGAGUAACUGUAGCUGCGAAGAUGAACCUUUUCUGCUUCAGUACACCUGGUGAUGUAUGCGGCCUUACAGUCAUUGA
Messenger RNA from Paramuricea clavata, 12272 nucleotides. NCBI's taxonomy places the organism in Eukaryota, Metazoa, Cnidaria, Anthozoa, Malacalcyonacea, Plexauridae. The record is from the annotation of a GenBank genome assembly.